This is a messenger RNA of Penicillium nucicola, 1062 nucleotides long. RefSeq names its product ankyrin repeat domain-containing protein. Gene Ontology annotation, molecular function: protein binding. The record is from RefSeq and is a predicted model, not a curated record. NCBI's taxonomy places the organism in Eukaryota, Fungi, Ascomycota, Eurotiomycetes, Eurotiales, Aspergillaceae. Bases 1 to 1062 code for a protein of 353 amino acids. The transcript has a single exon.
AUGGCGACCACCACACCGCUUCCCAGUCAGCCAGGACAAGCCACGAUAGCUCAAGCACCAGAUGAGCUUGAUAGUAAUGAGCUAACUAUUGCUUCAUUGAAAGGAUGCGAUCGCACUGUGCGGCUACUGUUAGAGCAAGGCACCGAUGUCAAUGCACAGGGGGGAUUUUACGGCAGUGCGCUAUAUGCUGCAUCAUCGGCAGGGCAUGAACAGAUUAUACGCCUGCUGUUAGAGAAAGGUGCCGACAUCAACGCCCAGGGUGGCCCUUACGGAAAUGCUUUAUAUGUCACUUCAUCGGAUGCGAAGGAACGGAUUGUACGGAUGAUAUUGGAGCACAGCCCCAAUAGCAAUACACUGGGCUACAAAAACAACUUGCUAGACCGGCUGUUGGAGAAACGCCCUGAUAUCAAAAUGCAAGGUGGUAUUUAUGGCAAUGCGCUAUACGCUGCUUCUAUAGAAGGCCAUGCACAGAUUGCACAACUGCUGUUGGAUCAAGGCGCAGAUGUCAACGCGCGAGGUGGUAUUUACGGAAAUGCGCUUUACGCUGCGUUGUCAAAAGGUCAUACCGCGGUGGUAUACCUUUUGUUGGACAAUGGCGCUGAUCCCAACGUACAAGGUGGUCACUACGGUAAUGCGCUCCAGAUUGCUUCCUCAAAAGGUCUUGCCGAUAUUACACAGCUGUUGUUAAAGAAAGGUGCGAAUACCAACGCACAAGGUGGCUAUUACGGCAAUGCACUCCAGGCCGCUUCAUUCAGGGGUCAUGAGCAAAUAAUACAGCUGCUGCUCGAGAAAGGUGUCAAUGUCAACGCACAAGGUGGCUCUUACGGAAACGCGCUCCAAGCUGCGUCGUUUGGAGGCCAUGAACGAAUUGUACUGCUGCUUUUGGAAAAUUGCGCUGAUGUUAACGCGCAAGGUGGCACCUACGAUAAUGCGCUGUAUGCUGCUUUAUCGGAAGGGCAUUAUGGAAUUGCACAGUUGCUGUUGGAAAAAGGUUGGGAAAAGUCGCCGAUGGCAACAUGCUGGCCCCAAUUCGACUCUUAUAUCGCCCAAAGAUCUGAAUAA